Molecule: messenger RNA, 691 nt
Organism: Drosophila grimshawi
Lineage: Eukaryota; Metazoa; Arthropoda; Insecta; Diptera; Drosophilidae
Gene: Grx5
Product: glutaredoxin-related protein 5, mitochondrial
Exons: 2
Coding region: 110-616 (168 amino acids)
Source: RefSeq, a predicted model, not a curated record
ACAGAUGUAAGCGCCUUUUGCGUCGACAUAACAUAGAAAGCACAUUAUAAAACAACACAAGUUCCAAUUGACAAAUUGUUGAGUAGAUCAAAUAAAAACAAACGAAAGGAUGAACAGAAUUUGCCAAAUUCUAUUGCGCCCGAGCUAUGCCAGCAAUUUGGCGAUGACAGCAGCAAAAACAACAAUGCCACAAGUGCUGGCAUCCGCCACACCACGUUGGUACAGCGCAGACACAUCUGCUCCGCCACCGGCGGCAUUGGACAAAGCCACACUUGACAAACUGGUGCGCACCAACAAGGUGGUCGUAUUCAUGAAGGGAAAUCCACAAGCACCACGCUGCGGCUUCAGUAACGCUGUCGUUCAAAUAAUGCGCAUGCAUGGCGUUCAAUACGAUGCACACGAUGUUCUCCAGAACGAGGCACUGCGUCAGGGCAUUAAGGACUACACCGAUUGGCCAACCAUACCACAGGUCUUUAUCGAUGGUGAAUUUGUGGGCGGCUGUGAUAUCCUGCUGCAGUUGCAUCAGAGUGGCGAUCUAAUCGAGGAGCUCAAAAAGGUGGGCAUCGUGUCGGAGUUGCUGAAGGCCGAAGAGGCCAAAGACACGGCGAAAAAGUAGGCCAAAAAACAAAAUACCUACAUAUGAGUGGUCUAAACGCUAUGUUUUAUUAUUAAAUCUUUAAUUAAUGAGUUA